This is a messenger RNA of Pteronotus mesoamericanus, 1349 nucleotides long. RefSeq names its product TNF receptor superfamily member 11b (gene TNFRSF11B). The coding region runs from base 51 to 1256 and encodes 401 amino acids. Gene Ontology annotation, biological process: signal transduction. Gene Ontology annotation, molecular function: protein binding. The record is from RefSeq and is a predicted model, not a curated record. NCBI's taxonomy places the organism in Eukaryota, Metazoa, Chordata, Mammalia, Chiroptera, Mormoopidae. The transcript is spliced from 5 exons.
CCCCGCAGCUGCCGCCUCCUCCAAGCGCCUGAGGUUUCCCGGGGACCACAAUGAACAAGUUGCUGUGCUGUGCGCUCGUGUUCCUGGACAUCUCCCUUAAAUGGACCACCCAGGAAGUAUUUCCUCCACAGUACCUGCAUUAUGACCCAGAAACUUCUCGCCAGCUGAUGUGUGACAAGUGUCCUCCUGGUACCUACUUAAAGCAACACUGCACAGCAAGGCGGAAGACCGUGUGUGCCCCUUGUCCUGACUACUACUACACAGACACCUGGCACAUCAGUGACGAGUGUCUGUACUGUACACCAGUGUGCAAGGAGCUGCAGUAUGUCAAGCAGGAGUGCAAUCGCACCCACAACCGCGUGUGCGAGUGUGAAGAAGGGCGCUACCUCGAGCUGGAGUUCUGCUUGAAGCACAGGAGCUGUCCCCCGGGGUUUGGAGUGCUGCACGCUGGGACCCCAGAGCAGAAUACGGUUUGCAGAAGAUGUCCAGAUGGGUUCUUCUCGAAUGAGACGUCCUCAAAAGCACCCUGUAGAAAACACACAAAUUGCAGUGCGUUCGGCCUCCUCCUGACUCAGAAAGGAAAUGCAACACAUGACAAUAUAUGUUCUGGAAAUAGUGAAUCGACUCACAGAUGUGGAAUAGAUGUCACCCUGUGUGAGGAGACCUUCUUCAGGUUUGCUGUUCCUACCAAGUUUACCCCUGACUGGCUCAGCAUCCUGGUGGACAAUUUGCCUGGCACGAAAGUAAAUGCAGAGAGUGUAGAGAGGAUAAAAAGACGACACAGCUCCCAAGAACAGACUUUCCAGCUGCUGAAGUUAUGGAAACAUCAAAACAGAGACCAGGAUAUGGUCAAGAAGAUCAUCCAAGACAUUGACUUCUGCGAAAACAGCGUGCAGCGGCACAUGGGCCACGCAAACCUCACCUUCGAGCAGCUCCGCAGGUUGAUGGAAAGCCUGCCAGGGAAGAAAGUCACAGCAGAAGACAUUGAAAAAACAACGAAGGCGUGCAAAUCCAGCGAGCAGAUCCUGAAGCUGCUCAGCCUGUGGAGGAUAAAGAACGGCGACCAGGACACUCUGAAGGGCCUAAUGCACGCACUGAAGCACCUGAAAACGUACCACUUUCCCAAAACGGUCACUCAGAGUCUGAAAAAGACCGUCAGGUUCCUUCACAGCUUCACGAUGUACAGACUGUACCAGAAGCUAUUUUUAGAAAUGAUAGGGAACCAGGUUCAAUCAGUAAAAAUAAGCUGCUUAUAACCGGAAAUGGUCAUCUGGCUGUUUCCUCACCUUGGACCAGAUCCGAUGGAUGAAUAAACUGUUUCUCAGGCACUUGAGGGGACACCAUGGGUU